CCUGGAGAAGAACAUCCAUUUUCCUUUCCAUCAUUUAUUUUCAAUUUUUCCUUGGAUUGCCCCCACAAAUGUGAUAUUAGAAAGUGUUGUUUGAAAAGUGGGGAGUGGCAUUUUGAGUAAAUAUAAGGAAGAAGGCAGGCUUAAUGUAUAAGAAGGCAUCAUCUCAUCCUCCCAACCCCAUCUGCCCCCUUUGUCUCUGCAACAAAACCAGGCACCUAUGCACACCAUCAUCACCUGCGGCCAGCAACUGCUUCAUCCAAACACCCAGACUCGUAUAUAUCAAGUUUAUAUAUGUUUUCUAUAUAACAACUGUUCCAGGGAACCAGACAGAGAAAGAGGAAGUGAGAAAAAGUGUGAGAAAGUGAGAGAAAGUGAAAAGACAGAAAAGAAGGUUUGUAUGUAAAUGCAUCUGAAGAAAUCUCAGGCACGGAUCGGAGAAGAAAGCAGUGGCGUCUCUUCCGAUUACAACCCAACCCCACCACGAUUUCCUCCUCCUCCAAUUCAGUUUCAGACCCAUUCGAUACAACAGAGCAAAACUCAUCUCCCCCCAAAUCAGCCACAAGCUCACGCCCGAAUCUCUUCUUCUCAAUACCCGUCGAAGCAAACCCAUCAACAUCAAAGUCAUCACCAAACCCAAUUUCAUGAGCAUCCAUCCACGCCCAAAACCAUUCUUUCGCAUCCCCACAAGAGGCCUAUAAUGACUCACAUGCCCUCUGCUCUUUCCCAUUCCCCAACGCUGUCCUCUCUUAAUCACAACCACCGCCAUCACCACCAGCAUCAGACACAAUUGGAUUCGCCGCUCCCGUCUGCUUCUCAGUUGUUUGUUUGUACUUCUUUGGUCGCAUUCGCAAAGGCAUUGGCUUUCAAGCUCUUACACCAUUUUCGCAAUGCGGGUUCCUUGCGAAUCCACUUGCGGGUUUUUAUUUUACUUUCUCUGCCACCCCUUUACUUCUUCACUUGGAGCCCUCGCCGCUCGCUGGUGCUCGAUUUCUUAUCGGCGCUCGCUUUCUCGGCGGCUGUAGUGAUUUCCCUCAAUCUCGCGCUGCCUAGGCUGCCCUCAAUUCGCGUGUUUCUUGCGCGCUCGCUCCCAAUUAAGCUUUGUUCGUCGGCUUCUUCUGCGUCGAAACCUUCUCAACCCGUGCUUUGGUCUAUUGGAUCAAAGCCCAAAUCGGAGAAGAGGACAAAUUCGGGUUCUUGGGUGCAAGUGUAUACCAAUGGGGAUGUGUAUGAGGGUGAAUUUCACAAAGGGAAGUGUUCAGGAAGUGGGGUUUAUUAUUAUUAUAUGAGUGGGAGGUAUGAGGGGGAUUGGGUUGAUGAGAAGUAUGAUGGGUAUGGUGUUGAGACUUGGGCGAAAGGGAGUCGAUUCCGGGGGCAAUAUAGGCAGGGUUUAAGACAUGGGAUUGGAGUGUAUAGGUUUUACACUGGUGAUGUUUAUGCUGGAGAAUGGUCGAAUGGGCAGACUCAUGGCUGCGGAGUUCACACUUGUGAGGAUGGGAGCCGGUAUGUGGGGGAGUUCAAGUGGGGUGUCAAACAUGGGUUUGGUCAUUACCAUUUCAGCAGAAAUGGCGACAUGUAUGCUGGAGAAUAUUUUGCUGACAAGAUGCAUGGUUUUGGGGUAUACCGAUUUGCAAAUGGACAUCGAUACGAGGGAGCCUGGCAUGAGGGAAGAAGACAGGGGCUUGGUAUGUAUACUUUCAGAAAUGGGGAGGCUCAGUCUGGUCACUGGCAAAAUGGGGUUCUUGAUGUUCCUAGCACUCAGAACACCCAUCCUGCAUCUCCUUUUGCUGUUAGCCAUUCCAAAGUUCUGAAUGCAGUCCAGGAGGCCCGACGUGCUGCUGAGAAAGCAUUUGAUGUCGCAAAAGUGGAUGAGAGGGUGAACAAAGCCGUAGCAUUGGCAAACAAAGCAGCUAAUGCAGCAAGAGUUGCAGCUGUAAAGGCCGUACAAAAGAGAGUGCAUCAUAACAGUGACAGUAGUGACACACCAUUACCAAUUGUCUGAUUACAACACAGACAGUUCGAGCAUUAUGUUCUGCUAUGAACUGACUACUAGCAUUUUAAUUUUCCUGCUGAGAGAGAACAAAAGGAAAAAUGGGAAAUGCCAUAGAAGUGCUUCUUUCUUCACUUUUAUGUUCUGUUUAAUACUCUACUGUUUUUAACUUUUUUAGCUUUCCUUUUUAGAGAGAUGUUGUAGUUGUGAGGUACCCGCUUGGAACCGCACUCAGUUGAAGCAAAUGGCUGAUUGAGGAGCAGGAUGGGUUCCUCACAUUUUCUGGCUUCAAUAAUAUGUACAUAGGUUGUGUAAGAGGUGUAUGGAUGAAGGAUGGCACUGACUAAAAGCUGCCUGAGUUAAAUCUAGGGGUUUUUUUUUUUUUUUUUCCCCUCGUCCUUUUUGGUUCCUUUUUGUAAAUGUAAUUAGUUUUAAGUGCUGGUGUCCAUAUGAAACUACCCAGCAAGUGUUGUAUGCAAGCCAUGGGCUUUUAUGAUAAAAUCUGGAGGGAGGAUGUGAUGUUACACACCUCCCUUCCUCUCUCUCCAUGGGGGUUGGUUUCAGUUGCUUCUUGUUUUUCCUACUUGUUUGAUAUAAUGAGUAAAGCCCUGUCUCCAUCUGGUUUCGCUUGGUUUCCUCUUGUUUUCCUUCUUUUGUAAUAUGGUUUGUCCUUGAUGCGGUUGACCUUUUCCUAUUCCUUUCCUUUCUUCUGUAAUGUAAUAAUAUAAUACAAAGUUUCUUCUUCUUGG
This is a messenger RNA of Vitis riparia (riverbank grape), 2736 nucleotides long. RefSeq lists its product as uncharacterized. The coding region runs from base 404 to 1999 and encodes 531 amino acids. The record is from RefSeq and is a predicted model, not a curated record. The transcript has 3 exons. NCBI's taxonomy places the organism in Eukaryota, Viridiplantae, Streptophyta, Magnoliopsida, Vitales, Vitaceae.